This is a messenger RNA of Exophiala xenobiotica, 1302 nucleotides long. RefSeq lists its product as uncharacterized. Lineage: Eukaryota; Fungi; Ascomycota; Eurotiomycetes; Chaetothyriales; Herpotrichiellaceae. The transcript has 2 exons. The record is from RefSeq and is a predicted model, not a curated record. The coding region runs from base 139 to 1197 and encodes 352 amino acids. Gene Ontology annotation, molecular function: oxidoreductase activity, acting on the CH-CH group of donors, NAD or NADP as acceptor.
ACAAGACAAAAACUCUCCAGUACCACCGCAGCAUCGGAUUUGAAAACUAACACUAGUAAAAAUCCACCUGUGCCAUCGCAGUACUCUGAGUGAUCGAUUUGAAAACCAGUCCUACCAGUACUUGCUGCUUCAGACAACAUGUCGAAUAUCCCGACCAAGACCCGGAGCUGGGUUUUGACAAACAAGCCCUCAGGGCUGGCGACCAUCUCAGGUGACAAGCCGACCUUUACACUGCAGACGCGCAAUCUGCCGCCAUUGGACAACGACCAAGUCUUGGUCAAGGCGCUCUACUACAGCAACGACCCGGCCCAACGAGGCUGGAUCAGUCCCGACAUCCCCGCCGGCAGACUGUACGUCGAACCCGUCCAAGUCGGCGAGGUCAUGCGCGCUCGAGGCCUCUGCGAGGUGAUCGACAGCAAAUCCGAAAAGCUGCCCAAAGGCACCAUCGUCCAGGGUACGGUAAACUGGAACGAAUAUGCCGUCCUGGACGCCAGUGCCGUUACGCCCGUCCAACCUCUCCCCAACGGCUUGAGCUUGACGCACUAUCUCGGCGCACUGGGCGGCACGGGCCUGACUGCAUAUUAUGGUCUGGUGGUUGUCUGUGAGGCGAAGAAGGGCGACAAGGUGGUUGUCUCCGGCGCGGCCGGUGCGACGGGCAGUAUGGUUGUUCAGAUCGCGAAGCAUAUCGUCGGCGCGAGUAAUGUCAUUGGCAUUGCUGGUACAGAUGACAAGUGCCGUUGGGUGGAGAGCUUGGGAGCGGAUAAGUGCCUCAACUACAAGUCAUCGUCAUUCGCGAGCGACCUCGAGAAAGCCACCGAGGACGGUGUCGACAUCUUCUUCGACAAUGUUGCGGGUGAAAUUCUCGACAUGAUGCUCGGGCGUAUGUCCAUGUACGGUCGUGUCGCGGCUUGCGGCGCCAUUACUUCGUACAACUCCUCCGAGCCGCUCGUGCUGAAGAAUUACUUCCAAGUGAUCUCCAUGAGAUUACAGAUCAAGGGCUUCAUCAUUGUAGACUACCUGUCCAAAGCUGCCGAGACGCAGAAGAUCUUCAGGCAGGCCAUUCAAGAAGGGAAAUUGAAAGUCGGGGAUGAAAUGGAGACGGUUGUGUCCACCAAGUUUGACGACGUGCCGAAAACGUGGUUGAAGCUAUUCUCCGGUGGGAAUACUGGCAAGUUGGUGACCAAGCUCGAAGCAUAAGCGGGAGACAGCCUGUUCUAGUAUGGGAAUCCCUCAGAAGGGACGAUUUUUUUGGACGUGGACCAGGAAAAUUUACUUAUAUCACCAGCCAACUCAUUGAACUUC